Bufo gargarizans (Asiatic toad) is the source of this 4033-nucleotide messenger RNA. RefSeq names its product bromodomain containing 8 (gene BRD8). NCBI's taxonomy places the organism in Eukaryota, Metazoa, Chordata, Amphibia, Anura, Bufonidae. The record is from RefSeq and is a predicted model, not a curated record. Gene Ontology annotation, molecular function: protein binding. The coding region runs from base 39 to 2756 and encodes 905 amino acids. Gene Ontology annotation, cellular component: NuA4 histone acetyltransferase complex. The transcript is spliced from 22 exons.
GACGUCGCGUCUUAUCUCACUCUAUUGUAUGUGAGAAAAUGGCGACCGGGACCGGGAAACACAAGCUGCUGAACAUAGGUCCCACAGAGCCAUGGUCGAUCCGGGAGAAGCUGUGCCUGGCCUCCUCCGUCAUGCGCAGCGGAGACCAGAACUGGGUUUCUGUGAGUCGUGCUAUCAAACCUUUUGCAGAACCCGGUCGUCCACCUGAUUGGUUCUCUCAAAAACAUUGUGCCUCACAGUAUUCUGAGCUUUUGGAAACUACAGAAACUCCAAAACGAAAAAGAGGCGAACGAGGAGAAGUUGUAGAGACAGUUGAAGAUGUGAUUGUGCGUAAACUUACAGCCGAAAGAAUUGAGGAACUGAAGAAAUUAAUUAAAGAAACACAAGAAAAGUAUAGAAAAUUGAAGAAGGAAGCAGAACUGAUUCAGAGUGGCCACAUGGACAGCAAAUUGGAGGAACUGUGGAACGAUAUUGUGGCCAAGAAGAAACAGGAAGAGGAGGAAGCCGAGAUGAAAAAGAAGGCAACAGAUGCUGCUUAUCAAGCACGGCAGGCAGCUAAGAAUAUUCCUCGCAGAAGUUCAAGCACAAUAGGACGCUCAUCUGUUGGAUCUUCAUCUCCAGGUGCAGAGUUUGGUUUAGGAGACCUGACACCGAAUAGCACCGAGGAGGGAAACAUGGGGGUAAGUGUGGGGUCUUUACCAAACACCCCAGUCUCCUCCUUCAUUGGCAUUCCUGACACCCCUCCUCCUCCAACCCCUUUGGAGUCCCCAUUGACCCCUGUGAUGGACGACUCUCCCCAGAAAAAGAUGGUGGGACAGAAAGCAACUCCACCCCCCUCCCCGCUGUUAUCGGAGCUCCUGAAGAAAGGAAGUGUGUUGCCCACAAGUCCCCGUCUGAUCAGUGAGAGUGACAUGACUUUAGGAACUAAUAACAUUACCGGCUCUAGUGUCUUAAUGGAUGUUGGGUUACUUCCAAGUCUUCAUGGAGGUGAGCUGCACCCUAUUGCAGGCACAAUUCCAGCGUCUCCGGCAGCAUCAGGUGCUCCUACUCUGUCACGGCUUCUAGAAGCUGGUCCUGCACACUUUACUGCACCUCUUGCUUCCUUCUCUGCUGCUACAAGUGAAUUGCCAUCUAAAUCUUUGCUGACCCCAGUAGAGUCCCAGGCUACCAUUAUUAUGAUGUCAGCACUUCCAAUGACUGCAGCUGUCCCAGGGACCCAGCAGGAGGACAGUGAAAAUGCUUCUGAUCCACACACAGUUACCGUGUCCAUGGACAGUAGUGACAUCUCCAUGAUCAUAGAUUCUAUCAACAAGGAAUGUCUGGGAACUGGAGAUAGUAGUGCACAAUCAAAGGAUGAGUCUUCAGACAGCAAGGGAGACCUGGAUCUAGCAGAGAAAAUGGACAUUGCUGUAUCUUACACUGGAGAGGAGUUAGACUUUGAAACUGUUGGAGAUAUCAUUGCAAUAAUCGAAGACAAGGUUGAUGACCAUCCUGAAGUGCUGGAUGUAGCUGCAGUUGAGGCUGCCCUUUCUUUUUGUGAAGAGAAUGAUGACCCCCAAGCCCUUGGUGGGCCCUGGGAUCAAGCUGUUCAGGAACACACAGUGAAACAAGAGACACUUCCAAAGUCUCUCAUUCCGGGGCCCAAGGAUACAGAUACAAUAAUGAAUAUCAUGGAGUUGGCUGAUAUAAAAGCAGAACCUUCUGAACCAGAGGUGGAACCUGCCCAGUCAGAUGGGGCCCCCCUGACAUCUCUCUCAACCUUUCAGCUUGAACCCCCUGAAGAAGAGUUAAGUGAAGCUAGUGUAAAAGAACCAGUCAAAGAAGAGGAAACAAGUGAUCACCAAGUGAAAACUGAGGAAACAGAAUGUGAGACUUCUCACAGUGACACAUUUCUUAAUGAAGAAGAAAGAGGGAUACCAUCAGAGGAGAGUCCAUCAUUAACUGAGCCAGUGAAAUCCGAGCCUCCAGCUGCCAAUCAUAACAAGGACUCUCAAGGAGAGGAAGAUGAGGAAGAGGAGGAUGUCACAAGUGAGGUUGGUAGUCCUGAAGAGCCCAAAGAAGAAGAAGCCGGGGAGGAAUAUCUAUCUGAAAUGGAUAAUGAACCUCCAAUCAGUGAGAGUGAUGACGGAUUCAGUAUUCAUAAUGCUCAGCUUCAGUCCCACACACUGGCAGAUUCUAUUCCCAGCAGUCCAGCAUCCUCCCAAUUUUCGGUCUGCAGUGAAGAUCAGGAGGCCAUACAAGCCCAGAAAAUCUGGAAAAAAGCUAUUAUGUUGGUUUGGAGAGCAGCAGCCAAUCACAGGUAUGCCAAUGUCUUUCUUCAGCCUGUGACAGAUGACAUUGCUCCUGGUUAUCAUAGUAUUGUGCAGAGACCUAUGGACCUAUCCACUAUAAAGAAGAACAUUGAGACUGGUCUAAUUCGAAGUACAGCGGAAUUCCAGAGGGACAUCAUGCUUAUGUUCCAGAAUGCUGUAAUGUAUAAUAGUUCUGAUCAUGAUGUCUACCACAUGGCUGUAGAGAUGCAGCGUGAUGUGCUGGAACAAAUCCAGCAAUUCCUAGCCACACAGCUGAUUAUGCAGACAUCUGAAUCAGGAAUCAGUGCAAAAAGUCUAAGGGGCCGAGAUUCCACACGCAAGCAAGAUGCCUCUGAAAAGGACAGUGUCCCCAUGGGCUCUCCUGCCUUCCUUCUCUCUCUCUUUGAUGGAGGCACGCGAGGCCGCCGGUGUGCAAUCGAAGCCGAUAUGAAGAUGAAAAAAUGAGGGGUCUGCUAUGUGCAAUACAUUGCAAUAGCAGUACAGAUUUUUGUAUAAAUUGUAUGAUUUAAUGAAUUGAUGUUGUCUUUGGAAAGCUAAUUUAUAAAACCCCAGUAUCUGGGUUUCAUUUCUGUUUGCCUUCCAUGAAGUGUUGAUACAAGCAGCAUUAGGGUACUUUCACACUCGCGGCAGAGGAUUCGGCAAUCUGGACGCAAACUAAUGCAUUUGUGAGACUGAUCCGGGUGCGGAUCUGUCUCACAAAUGCAUUGCAAUACCGGAUCCGUCUUUCCAGUUGUCAUCCGUAAAAACGGAUCCGGUAUUUUAUUUUUUACAGAUUUAAUGGUCUGCGCAUUCGCGGACGAAAAGAACGGAUCCAUUUUGCCGGAACACUUGGAGCCGGAUCCGGCAUUAAUGCAUUUCAAUAGAAAUUAAUGCCGGAUUCAGCAUUUCGACAAGUGUUCAGGAUUUUUGGCUGGAGAGAAAACUACAGCAUGCUGCGGUAUUUUCUUCAGCCAAAAAACGUAACAGAACAGAUGCAUCUUGAAGAGCAUUCCGCUCUCCAUUCAGAAUGCAUUAGGAUAAAACUGAUCAGUUUUUUUCCGGUAUUGAGUCCCUAGGACGGAACUCAAUACCAGAAAACUAAAACGCUAGUGUGAAAGUGCCCUUACUUAUUUGUAGAUAUAUUCUGCAAGGUAGCUACCCAUAAAGGUGUUUCUUGUACCUUUUUUUUUUUUUUUUUUUUUUUUUUAUUAGCCAAAAAUGGGACUGGAUCCAAAAAGUUGUAGUUUUCUCCUCUGUUUUGGAUCCACUCUUGGUUUGGGCUUUAAAAAGAUGCAACAAAAGUUAUAGCAAAACUGGCUUUUGACGUAUGUGGAAUUUUGUACUAGAGCAACAUACACAUGAUAUUUACCAGCAUUUUGAUCUUUGAACAUCUGUUUUAUGGCAAUCAUGAGAAAUUGUUAAAAUUAGUACUUUUUAACUUAAUUUACAUUGUUCUUUUGUAAGCUCAUGUUUUCCCAAGUUAAUAUCAAUAUCAGAUCAGUGGAGGUCUUACUCCUGGAGCCCCCACUGAUCAGCUCUGGCUCCAGUGCUGAAAAAAGGCAUCAGACCUACAUAGCUCCAUCUAUUGUGUAGUGGCCGGAGAUGGUUACUGCAGUGCCUCUCCCACUCACUUGAAUGGACAGAGCUAUGUAGUAUAUCAGUGUAUUGUAAUAUUAUCCUUCAGAUUUAAAGAAAACAUUGUCGUAUAUUGGAAGGAAUAAAGGUGUAAUUGUCUAAAUAUC